GUUGCCAAUUCAUAUAACAACAUAGGAGUUAUCUAUCGUCACCAAGGCAAGUACGAUCAGGCUGUGGAUAUGUUGCACAAGUCACUGCAAAUUGGAUUGGCAGUCCUUGGUCACAAUCAUCCCCAUGUUGCCAACUCAUAUUACAACAUAGGACUUGUUUAUCAUGACCAAGGCAAGUACGAUCAGGCUGUGGAUAUGUAUGACAAGUCACUACAAAUUGGAUUGUCAGUCCUUGGUCACAAUCAUCCUGAUGUUGUGAAGUCAUAUAAAAACAUAGGCAAUGUCUAUAAAAGCCAACGCAAGUACGAUCAGGCUGUGGAUAUGUAUGACAAAUCACUGCAAAUUGGAUUGGCAGUCCAUGGCAAUGUCUAUAAAAGCCAAGGCAAGUACGAUCAGGCUGUGGAUAUGUAUGACAAAUCACUGCAAAUUGGAUUGGCUGUCCUUGGUCAUAAUCAUCCUGAUGUUGCCAACUCAUAUAACAACAUAGGACUUGUCUAUGAUGACCAAGGCAAGUACGAUCAGGCUGUGGAUAUUUAUGACAAAUCUCUGCAAAUUCGAUUGUCAGUUCUUGGUCACAAUCAUCCUGAUGUUGCCAACUCAUAUAACAACAUAGGCAAUGUCUAUAAAAGCCAAGGCAAGUACGAUCAGGCUGUGGAUAUGUAUCACAAGUCACUGCAAAUUGGAUUGGCUGUCCUUGGUUAUAAUCAUCCUGAUGUUGCCAACUCAUAUAACGACAUAGGAGUUGUCUAUCGUCACCAUGGCAAGUACGAUCAGGCUGUGGAUAUGUAUGACAAAUCACUGCAAAUUCGAUUGUCAGUCCUUGGUCAUAAUCAUCCUGAUGUUGCCAACUCAUAUAACAACAUAGGCAAUGUCUAUAAAAGCCAAGGCAAGUACGAUCAGGCUGUGGAUAUGUAUGACAAAUCACUGCAAAUUCGAUUGUCAGUCCUUGGUCACAAUCAUCCCCACGUUGCGAAGUCAUAUAACAACAUAGGACUUGUCUAUCGUCGCCAAGGCAAGUACGAUCAGGCUGUGGAUAACUUUAAGAAGUCACUGUAUAUC
Trichoplax adhaerens is the source of this 1059-nucleotide messenger RNA. RefSeq lists its product as uncharacterized. Lineage: Eukaryota; Metazoa; Placozoa; Uniplacotomia; Trichoplacea; Trichoplacidae. Gene Ontology annotation, molecular function: protein binding. The annotation marks the transcript as partial. The record is from RefSeq and is a predicted model, not a curated record. The transcript is spliced from 2 exons.